Messenger RNA from Penicillium daleae, 4434 nucleotides. Its product is annotated as putative ABC transporter. The transcript has 3 exons. NCBI's taxonomy places the organism in Eukaryota, Fungi, Ascomycota, Eurotiomycetes, Eurotiales, Aspergillaceae. Gene Ontology annotation, biological process: transmembrane transport. Gene Ontology annotation, molecular function: ATP hydrolysis activity; ABC-type transporter activity; ATP binding. Gene Ontology annotation, cellular component: membrane. The record is from RefSeq and is a predicted model, not a curated record. The coding region runs from base 1 to 4434 and encodes 1477 amino acids.
AUGGAUGACAAGUCGCCAGCAGGCAAUGCGAGUGCUAACUCGGAUACCGAUUCCCUUCGUUCAAGCAACUAUGAGCAGGGCCGGGAAGAGGUUCGCAUUGCCAACCCACAGGCCAUGACCAUGACUCAGACCGGUGUCGAUGUUGAAAAAGCCGAGUAUGAAUUUUCGGAGCUGAACAGACAAUUUUCCAGUAUCUCGCACCAAGCUCGCCGACUGUCAAAGCAAGCAUCCCGGGCUUCUAAGCCCACUGCCACCGCCAAAGAUGUUGAAAAAGCUGGGAGCUCGGCCGACUCUGAUGAACCAUGGGAUCUGGAGACAACUCUAAGGGGCAACCGAGCUGCGGAGGAAGAAGCAGGCAUCAAAGAUAAACAUAUCGGAGUGAUUUGGGACAACCUCACGGUUCGCGGCAUUGGCGGCGUGAAAACCUUCAUAAAAACCUUCCCCGAUGCAGUCAUUGAUUUCUUCAAUGUCCCCGAGACUAUCAUGCAUAUGCUUGGCUAUGGAAACAAAGGCAAAGAAUACAACAUCUUGGAAGGGUUCCGAGGUCUCACAAAACCCGGAGAGAUGGUGUUGGUGCUUGGACGGCCAGGUUCUGGAUGCACUACAUUUCUCAAAGUUAUUGCCAACCAACGAUUUGGGUAUACCGGUGUUGACGGGGAAGUUUUGUAUGGACCUUUUACAUCCGAGACAUUCUCAGAGAGAUUCCGCGGCGAGGCUGUGUACAACCAAGAAGAUGAUAUCCACCAGCCCACUUUGACCGUCAAGCAGACGCUUGGGUUUGCACUAGACACGAAAACUCCUAGAAAGCGGCCUAUGGGUGUGUCCAAGUCCGAAUUCAAAGAAAAGGUCACAGAUAUGCUGUUGCGGAUGUUCAACAUCGCUCACACUGCCAACACUGUGAUUGGAAACCAGUUUAUUCGCGGCGUGAGUGGUGGCGAGAGACGGCGUGUCAGCAUCGCGGAAAUGAUGAUCACCUCCGCGACUGUGCUGGCGUGGGAUAACAGUACUCGCGGUCUCGACGCCUCCACGGCGUUGGACUUUGCCAAGUCACUACGUAUUUUGACCAACAUCUACAAGACCACAACGUUUGUUUCUCUCUACCAGGCAUCUGAGAACAUUUAUAAGCAAUUUGACAAGGUUCUUGUCAUCGACAACGGCCGUCAGGUGUUCUUCGGCCCCACGGAUCAAGCUCGUGCAUACUUCGAGGGACUUGGCUUCCGAGAAAAACCUCGCCAAACUACUCCUGACUACUUGACUGGUUGCACCGACCCCUUUGAAAGAGAGUUCCGAGAAGGACGAAGUGCUGAGAACGUGCCUUCAACACCCCAGGCACUCGUGGAGGCCUUCGAAAAGUCCUCAUUCAGCAAACAGCUUGACGACGACAUGCAGGCGUACCGCGCGCAGGUUGAGCAGGAAAAGCAGGUCUACGAUGAUUUCGAAAUCGCCAACCUAGAGUCUAAACGCAAAUUCACAUCAAAGUCCUCUGUCUAUUCAACCCCGCUUCAUCUUCAGAUAUGGGCCUUGAUGCAGCGGCAGUUCUUGAUUAAAUGGCAAGACAAGUUCGCUUUGACUGUCUCCUGGAUUACCUCUACCGGCAUUGCGAUCAUCCUGGGCACUGUGUGGUUGAAGCAGCCUGAAACAAGCGCCGGUGCAUUCACCCGUGGUGGUCUACUGUUUAUCAGUCUGCUGUUCAAUGGUUUUCAGGCUUUCUCGGAACUUGCAGGCACUAUGAUCGGUCGAUCAAUCGUCAAUAAACAUCGAUCAUUCACGUUCUACCGACCAACUGCACUCUUCAUCGCUCAAAUCAUUGUUGACACAACGUUUGCCAUCGCAAGGAUCCUCAUAUUUGCGAUCAUCGUCUACUUCAUGUGCGGUCUUGUUCUCGACGCGGGUGCUUUCUUCACGUUCGUGUUGAUCAUUCUUACCGGAUAUGUCUGCAUGACUGUGGUGUUCAGAACGAUCGGCUGCCUCUGCCCCGACUUUGACUAUGCCAUGAAAUUCGCUGCGGUGAUCAUCACACUUUUUGUUCUGACCUCUGGCUAUCUUAUUCAAUGGGCCACCUCACAGGUUUGGCUGCGGUGGAUCUAUUAUAUUAAUCCAUUUGGUCUCGGCUUUGCAUCGCUGAUGGUGAAUGAGUUUAGUCGCCUGACGAUGACUUGUACAAAGGACUCACUAGUACCGAGUGGGCCUGGCUAUACCGACAUCGACCACCAGGCGUGUACCCUGGCAGGUGGUGAACCGGGAUCUGCAAUCAUCCCAGGUUCCAACUACUUGAUGACUACAUUCAGCUACGCAAAGGGGGAUCUCUGGCGAAACUUUGGAAUUAUGCUUGCUUUGAUCGCGGCUUUCCUGGCUUCCAACUUGUAUCUGGGCGAGACUGUUCAAUUUGGUGCUGGCGGGAAGACGAUUACAUUCUUCCAGAAAGAAAAUAGCGAGCGUGAGGAGCUCAACAAGGCUUUGGAGAUCAAAAAGGCCAACCGGCAAGCGAAGGCAGUGGACACUGGGGCCAAUCUGAAGAUUAACUCGACCUCGGUUUUCACUUGGGAGAACGUCUGUUAUGAGGUGCCAGUACCCUCUGGAACGCGACAAUUGCUGAAUUCGGUCUACGGCUACGUUCAGCCGGGAAAAUUGACCGCUCUGAUGGGCGCAUCCGGUGCUGGCAAGACAACAUUGUUGGACGUCUUGGCUGCCAGAAAGAACAUCGGUGUGGUUUCAGGCGAUAUCCUAGUUGAUGGUCAAGCCUCUGGAACAGCUUUCCAGCGAGGGACAUCGUAUGCUGAGCAGCUGGAUACCCAUGAAGCAAUGGCGACCGUCCGAGAGGCCUUGCGAUUCUCUGCUGAUCUCCGUCAGCCAUUCGAAACGCCGCGGUCGGAAAAGUACGCAUAUGUCGAGGAGAUCAUCAGUCUUCUUGAGCUGGAAAACUUGGCGGACGCUAUUAUUGGAACCCCCGAGACUGGUCUCUCCGUCGAAGAAAGGAAGCGUGUCACUAUCGGCGUUGAGCUGGCAGCUAAGCCCGAGCUUCUGCUGUUCCUGGAUGAGCCUACCUCGGGCUUGGAUAGUCAGUCAGCCUUCAACAUUGUUCGAUUCCUGAAGAAACUUGCAGCAGCUGGUCAAGCUAUUCUUUGCACAAUUCACCAGCCCAACUCCGCGCUUUUCGAAAACUUCGAUCGCUUGUUGCUUCUUCAGAAGGGUGGCGAGUGCGUUUACUUCGGAAACAUUGGCGCUGAUUCUCACGUUUUGCUGGAAUAUUUCCGUCGCAACGGGGCUGAUUGUCCCCAUGAUGCGAAUCCGGCGGAAUGGAUGCUCGAUGCCAUCGGCGCUGGUCAAACACGACGCCUUGGUGACCGUGACUGGGGUGAUGUGUGGCGUACGUCUCCUGAGCUGGAGUCGGUUAAGAAGGAAAUUGUCCAAAUCAAGGCCGAUAGAGCUCAAGCUGUGAUCCAGAUAAGUGAUCAAGGUCAAAAUGCAGUUGAAAAGGAGUACGCCUCGCCUUUGUGGCAUCAGGUCAAGGUUGUCGGACGACGAACCCAUCUCUCCUUCUGGCGAUCUCGAAACUACGGUUUCACCCGACUGUUCACUCACGUUGUCAUCGCUGUCGUUACUGGCCUUGCAUUCUUGAAUCUUGAUGACUCUAGGUCGUCAUUGCAGUACCGCAUCUUCGUCAUCUUCAAUGUCACGGUGCUUCCAGCCAUUAUUCUCCAACAAGUGCAGCCCAAAUACGACAUGUCACGACUGAUCUUCUACCGCGAGUCAGCAUCCAAGACAUACAGUCAAUUCGCUUUUGCCUUUUCCAUGGUUCUGGCUGAGUUGCCAUAUAGCAUCCUCUGUGCUGUCUGCUUCUUCUUGCCUCUAUACUACAUCCCAGGCUUCCAGUCGGCUAGCGAUCGUGCUGGGUACCAAUUCCUCAUGGUCCUUAUCACAGAGAUUUUUGCCGUGACACUAGGCCAGAUGAUUUCGGCACUGACCCCCAACAGCUUCAUUGCGUCGCAGCUCAACCCCCCGAUCGUGAUCAUUUUCUCGCUCUUCUGCGGCGUCGCCAUUCCUAAACCCCAAAUGCCGAAAUUCUGGCGUUCCUGGCUCUAUCAACUCGAUCCGUUUAAUCGCUUGAUCGGCGGUAUGGUUGUGACUGAGCUUCACGGUCGCCCAGUUCAAUGCUCGGCUAUUGAAUGGAACUCGUUCCACGCCCCAGCCAACCAGACUUGUGACGAAUAUAUGCAACCAUUCUUUCAGCGGGGAGGUAAUGGAUACCUCCUGAACAAUACGACGCAGCUUUGCAAGUAUUGUGCGUAUAAGAUUGGCGAUCAAUUCUACUCUGCCUUCAGCAUGGACUUUAACAACCGGUGGCGCGACUUGGGCAUUUUUAUCGCGUAUGUCGGGUCAAAUUUGAUUAUCUUGUUCUUUGCGUCUCGGUUCUUGAAUUUCAACCGAAGAUAG